Didymodactylos carnosus is the source of this 1216-nucleotide messenger RNA. Lineage: Eukaryota; Metazoa; Rotifera; Eurotatoria; Philodinida; Philodinidae. The record is from the annotation of a GenBank genome assembly.
UACCUUUGAAAUGAACUGAAAACUUUUUUCUAAAUCAGUUUUCAACGCUGAUUCAGAAAAAAAUAGUUUCAACCUUCCAUCUUGUAAUAAAACUUCAAAAAGAUCAAUUCUACGAUAAAGGUCAUUUUUUUCGAUUUUUUAGACCUCUGCAGUAUUCCAGGUUUUUCUCCGUGAAAAAAGGACUUUUAAAGAUUUUAAAGGUGAUAUUCGUGAUCAGCUGCACAAGACGAAUCAGAAUAUGUAUGACAAAUUGAAAAAUAAAACCCAUUUGAAUUUUGCAUUAGCUGCACCUUACCUAUAAUGGAACAAAAUGUAAUUGCUUACAGUUCUAAUUUUAGAACAAUGUUCAAAUGAGAAUUCGUGUGCAUUUUCUCAACCGUGUUGCAGUAUCGACUAUGAUACUAGACAAAUUGACUGUAUCAAUCUCAAACUAUUAUCAUCAAUACCAAAUUGUGAAAAUUUUAAUCUAAUAUAUGAUUUACACAUAAUCAAUAGUACAAAUUUUAUUGCUGAUACAAUUCCAAAUCAUCUGUAUCAUAUAAAAAAUAUCAUAUUCGAUAAUGUACAAUUUCAAAAUGUUCACAGAAUGUUAUUUCGAAAAAUGAAAAUACAAUCAUUAAUGUUAACAUACGUUAAAUUAGAUAAAUCCUAUUUUCUUCGUUUAAUUUUAAAAUACAUUUCAUUUACUUUACAGACAUUAAUUUUAAAAAAUGUUUCUAAUUUAUCUGGUAACAUCGAUAAAGAUAUUGGAUAUUUAUCUCAACUACGUUAUUUACGUUUUGAAUCAACAUUGAUUGGUUAUUUUUAUCGUUCAUCACUUCAACUCUAUCCAAAAUUAAAAAUGUUAGAUAUCUAUGGUAAUUCUAUCUUAUGUAAUUGUUCACAUGAUUGGUUAAAAAUACUUGCUAAAGAAACCGUUCUAGAUUUAAAUUUAUUGACAACAGUGAAUAUGACAAGAUUGCAACGUUCAUUAAAUUUAUUUAAAAAACAGAGUGAUGCUUGGCAAUUGGAUUAUUCUUUACGUGUUACUGGUUCGUGUUAUAAUAAACUCUUUCCUCAACGACAUUAUUCAUUAGCUAGACUACCAUUGUGUUUAAAAUGUUCAAGUCAAUUAUGUCAUCCACAAGCAAUAUGUUCAAAUCAAAAUAAAACAUUUUCAUGUACAUGCAAAGAUAAUAUGAUAAAAACAAUGGAUAAUGCUUGUAUAAAAUAUUAA